Messenger RNA from Centruroides sculpturatus (bark scorpion), 5560 nucleotides. RefSeq lists its product as uncharacterized. Gene Ontology annotation, cellular component: postsynaptic density; dendritic spine; postsynaptic membrane. Gene Ontology annotation, molecular function: synaptic receptor adaptor activity; ionotropic glutamate receptor binding. The coding region runs from base 16 to 5016 and encodes 1666 amino acids. The record is from RefSeq and is a predicted model, not a curated record. The transcript has 19 exons. NCBI's taxonomy places the organism in Eukaryota, Metazoa, Arthropoda, Arachnida, Scorpiones, Buthidae.
UGACUGUGAUGAUAAAUGUUUGGAAAAGGUAGGAGUAGGCUGGUUAUGAGGAUAGUUACCAUGGAAACUGAGGAUAACAGCAUCAAUCAGACAUGCAAUGAAAAUCUAGUUUCACUCAGAAUAUUUGUUCCAGAAUUGACUUUACAGAAAUGCUUACAAUUUUCAAAAGAAGAAUUGAUUUGGAUUAUUAAAGAGCAAGUUCUUUCCUCUUUACCAAAGGAAUUGAAAGAAAGUUUCAACUAUGGUUUAUUUUGUCCGCCUGUUAAUGGAAAAGCUGGAAAAUUUCUUGAUGAAGAGCGUCCUUUAGCUGAUUAUCCAUUCCCUGAAUCUGAAGGUUAUUUAGAAGUGAAAUAUUCCCAAAAAAUUCCUAAACUAGAUAGGACUGAUGAGGAAAGUUUACCUGGUCUACAUAGUAGAGCAAAUCUACGUAGGAUGUUAGAAUAUAUAUCUAAUGGACAUGUAGAAAAAAUAACAAAAAUGUGUGCCAGAGGACUAGAUCCUAAUUUCCAUUGCCCUGAUACUGGAGAAACACCACUUACAGUUGCUACAACUUUAAAGGUUCCUGCCAAAGUCAUAAUGGCUCUAGUAAAUGGUGGAGCACUAUUAGAUUUUAGAACUAAAGAUGGACAAACAUCUUUGCAUAAAGCAGUAGAACGAAACAACUAUGAGGCUUUGAAGACUUUGCUUGACUUAGGAGCUUCUCCCAAUUACAAAGAUGCUAGAGGAUUAACAGCUUUAUAUUAUUCAGUAUUAUAUGGUAGUGAUCCUCAGUUAACUGAAUUGUUGUUACAUGACCAUGCAUCAAUUGGCUCUGCUGAUCCACAAGGAUGGCAAGAAGUUCAUCAAGCAUGUAAACAUGGUUUAGUUCAACAUCUAGAACAUCUUUUGUUUUAUGGUGCUGAUAUGAAUGCUCGAAAUGCAAGUGGUAAUACUCCCCUCCAUGUUUGUGCUGUUAAUGAUCAAGAAAGUAGUGCAAGAGUUUUACUUUUUCGUGGUGCUGAUAAAAAUGCUCUUAAUUAUGCUAACCAAAAUCCUUAUCAAGUUGCUGUGAUUGCUGGUAAUCUUACUCUUGCUGAAAUCAUAAAAAAUCACCGGCCUGAGGAUAUAGUGCCAUACCGGGAAGCUCCUCAGUAUAACCCUCGUCGUCGGGCCAGUGCUACGCCACUAAGUCGAACUCACAGUGAUCCAAGACUAGAAUUACCUUUAGGAGGAAAGCCACCUUCUCCAUGCCCUUCCAAUUGCUCUCUUCCACCUUUCUCUUCCAUUUCAACUAUAUCUGAGGCUUCUACUGGAUCAUCUUCCACCUGUACACAACCAAGUGGAGAAGACAGUGAAGAUACUGCUUCAGCAAGUGUAGUUACAGGGAAGAGUAUUGCUAGUGAUUCAUCAGGUGUCUGUACUAGUAAUAGUGGUGCAAGUUUUGAGUCUAAUGCAGAACAUCAAGAGAAUACAAAUUUUAUGUGUGGUAAAGAACACAAUGCUAUUACACCCGGCCAUGUAAAUCUCUCUCCUGGUGAUAUGGUUGAAAUUUUGAAUGUAAGAGAGAAUAGUCUUUUAGAAGGACAAAGGCAAGAGGGAGAAGAAGGAUCAUUUUCUACGUCUGUUGAAGAAGUUAAAACUGUAAAUGCAAAUAAUAUACCACCGUGUGGCAAACGAGUAGAAGGGAGAAGAGAAUUAAAUGCCAGAAAAAUGAGCACAAUGCCAAGGAAAUGGAAAAUGUAUGGAGAGCCAAGGACAGUUAUUCUUCAUAAAGGAAAGAAAGGAUUUGGCUUUGUUUUGAGAGGUGCAAAGGCUACUAGUCCAUUAAUGGAAAGACAACCAACAGAAUAUUGGCCUAGUCUCCAAUAUUUAGAUGAUGUUGAUAAAGGUGGCAUUGCUGAUUUAGCUGGUUUAAAAAAGGGAGAUUUUUUGUUAGAGAUAAAUGGUCAAGAUGUUUGCCAAGCAUCCCAUGAACAUGUUGUAGCCAUAAUUAGACACUCAGGAGAUUUAGUUGCAAUGACAGUUGUAACAGUUAAUCCACCUGCAGGUAACAUAGAUAAACCUGCAUUCAACCAAAGGCAAUGUGCAACAUUGCCAAGAAAAUUAUCAACAAAAAAAGCUCCUGUUCCACCUAAACGUGAUCCAAGAACAACCUUAUCUGUAGGAAGAGUACGUGCUAGAUCAAUGGUUGCAGGACUGGCAGAAAUUGAAGCUUUAGAUCGAACUUUAAAUGAAUAUGAUUCUGAAGGCAGAUCAACUAAAAGCAGUUCAAUUGAAAGUAUUCCAAAUAAGCAAAGCAAAGUAACAGAGAGUGUAACUCCAAAAAUUGCAUCCAUCCGUUCUCGACCGAGUUCUCGCCGUAUCACAGCUGCUGAGUUGGAAGAUUUUUUUUCUCGUCAGACUGGUGAACAUCAGAAAUAUGCAACUAUGUCACAUAUGUCCUGUAGAACUCCCAGAGUGUACGGUAGUGUUGCAGCUAUGAAACGGUCUCGUGCAUCUCGAAAUAAAUUAAUUGAUGCCUUUGGAAAGCUUCAUAAAGAAUAUCAUAGUACUCCAGAUUUAAAUACUGAUGUUUAUGAAACAGAAAUCAAUACUGAUAAAUCUAAAAAGACCAGUCAAAGUCAAGAUGAUAUACAGUUCCUCUGUAUGAAAAAUAAUAGGCAUUCAUGGGCAUAUCCACUUCAUUCUUCAUUGUCAGAUCAACCAACAAAUGAUCGUGUAGAUUAUGAUCAGUCUUAUUAUACAGAUUCUUGGAAAUCUAUAGAAGAAGUUUAUGAUAAACUAAAAAGUGGAACAUCUGUAUUCAAAGAAGACAGUUCACAGAUUUAUGCACAAACUCUUCCUCUUACUAAAAGAGAAAAAGCUAGUCAACCAGCAAGGAGUAGUUGUCCACCUCCAUCUCAUCCCCCUCCACCACCUCCUAUUGGACAAGUGAUCAAAGUAGAUGUAUCACGUGCUUUAGGUGAAUAUGCAAAUGUGCAUGUAAUUCGUGAGCACAAAUCAACAGUAAUGUCUAGUUUCCGGCCAGGUGACAGUGCCAAACUCUAUGCCUCGCCUGAAGUUGUAAUGAGUGUUGGUUAUAAAAAGAAAUCAAUGGGUUUACGAAGUGAACUUUUACAUCAUAGAAGAAUUGGAGGUGGCUCAAGUCUCAGGUCUCAUUCUCUUCCACCAAAAAUACCAACAAAUAAAAAUCCGUCUCAAAGCACUCCUUCAGAAACAGAAACAAGUGGUGAUUCCAACAUUCCCUGUUCAGCUUUUCGAAUAUCUAGCAGGCAAAGAGAUUCAGUAUCAUCAGAUAGUGGAAGUGUUUCUGAUAAAGGAACGUUAAAGUCUCUCAAAGGAAAAUCUACUAUGAAUAAUUCCUAUAUGUCAAAGUUUGAAGUGGAAGAAUCAGAAGUCAAUAGUCCUCAACAUUAUGCACCACUAAGGUCAAAGCCUCAUGAACCAUUUAUUCCAGAACCAGAUUAUGAAAGUAGUGAUGAUGAUAUUCCAACUUCUGUAGAUAAAGGUUGUAAUCUAUCAACUUUUGGUAAAGGCGACACACUGCAAAUCACAGCAGCUUCACAAGAACGAACUGAAGAAGAACAAAAACCAAUUAGCCCUCAUACAGAAGCCAAAAGAGCUAUUCAAGAAGCCAGAGAAAUUUUAAAAUCCAGUCAGAAGUCAUGUGAUAAAAUUAAUACAGAUACAGAUCAUAAUGUUAAAGAAUCUCAAAGUAUAUAUCAAUCAAUACAAGAUGAAUGUAACAUUAAUUCUGAAAGAAAUUCACCAAAAGUUCAAUACAGGCAUCCAGUUUCAGAAAAGUUAAAAGAGUUAAACAGAAAUAUGGAAUCAGUUGAAGAGACUAAAUCUCAAGAUAUAGAAAUAGUAUCAGGAACUGUACGAGAAAAUAUUCAUGUUUUUGAAAAGAAAAGUGAAAUGGCAUCUAAUUCUCCAAAUCUUAAAAAAGGAGAAGGAUUACGCAUGGCAGUUACUGGAUCACAAAUGAACAAAAUUUCUUCUGUAGAAAAUCAUGAAACUCGCUGUUUAAAAACUUCAUUAUCCUGUCCACAUGAUCUUUUCCAUGACGAUGCUGAAAAAGCAGAUAAUAGUUCUAGUGGUGUAUCUUCAGAUAUAGAAUCUCAAUGUGAUCCCAAUCAAGUUAUGGGAAAAGAACUCAAACAAGAAUUGCCUUCAAUGAAAAUUACAGAACAAAGAAAACUAUCACUUAAUAAGGACCAUAUAGAAUCUGAAAUGCAUCAUUGGAACAGUAAAAAUGUAAUGUACAAUAAUCAGCUUUUACAUUCAAAUCUUCUGGAAUGUUUAUCAACAGAAUCUCAUGAUAAAGUUGCAACUAAAAAUGAAGAAUGUGCCAAAUUGAGUGAAAGUAUUGAAGAAAGUCUUCAGUUAAUUCGAGUUCAAGUAGAUUCCCUUGCUCUAGCAGCUGUAAAUGAAGUGGAUGUUUUCACUGAGCUUGUUCCUCCUCCUCCUGAGUUUGCUGUUCCAGCAAAUGAAAAUCAAGUCUCAGAUAUUGUUUUGGAGACAAUUGCACCACCACCGGAAUUCUGUGAUGAGUCGUCAUCUAACAGAAUUUCAAGUGCAAAUUUAACUAGACUUUCUUCUUCUGCAAGUGAUUCUUCAGGAAGAUCAAGUUCUCCAGAAAAUAUUCCAAUCAAUUACACUUAUGUAGACUAUACCUAUCCAACAUCUACGACAUCAAGAAUAAUCGGUUCACCACGACACGUAGCCAAUGGGACAACUAAUGUUAUCAGCAGCCAUCAUACCAUUCAUAGGAAUCAGAAAGAAUACGAAGUUACUCGUUUAAAAUCUGUAAAAAGAGAGUUUCGCCAUAAACCUCUUCGAGAAUGGAAUAGUGUUGAUGUAUCAGAUUGGCUAGAUAGUCUCUUUUUACCAGAAUAUAAAAUUAAAUUCAGUGAAGCUGGAAUUACGGGUGCAAAAUUGGCUAACAUGGACAAUAAUGAUCUAAUGGGAUUGGGGGUGAAACAAGUCGGGCAUCGUUUGAAUAUGGAAAGAUCAUUGAAAAGGUACCAGAAAUGAAUUGGCAUAGAGAAUUGUUAUCUCACUUACAGAUCAUGUCACUGCCAGCAAAUAUGCAGCAAAUGCAGUUCAUGCUCUAAUGCUGACUGUUACAUAAGCAGCAAUGUGCCUGUUUGAAUCAAAGAAAUAUGAGUUCAAGGAAUAAUUGAUUUUUCUCAUAGAACUCUAAAAUCACCCAUCUCAAUUUUACUCAGUCUCUGUGACACAAAGAAUGUAUAGUUACUGCCCAUUGAUCAACAUAGAUAGUUUCAUCCUAUAAAACAUAUUGUAUCGUGUGCGUUCGGUAUUGCUUGAGCAGUAGCUGUAUAAUAUAAAAAGAGUACAAAAAUCUUUGUACUUAUUAUCGGUUGUACAGAUAAAAACUUCUUGGUAACUGUCAUUGUGUUGUUGAUGGACCAGUUAUUUUUUAAAAUGUAGAAAGUGCAUAUAUAUAUAAAUAUAUAUAUAUAUAUAUAUAAACACAUUAUAUAUAUAUAACAACCAUAGAUAUCUAAUCUGAUUGUUAAUAAAGUGUCUAAAGAUGAGUACAGUAUCAAAUAAUAAU